Mugil cephalus (flathead mullet) is the source of this 4266-nucleotide messenger RNA. It is a transcript of the gene aasdh, whose product is annotated as aminoadipate-semialdehyde dehydrogenase. Gene Ontology annotation, biological process: amino acid activation for nonribosomal peptide biosynthetic process. The transcript has 14 exons. The coding region runs from base 130 to 3429 and encodes 1099 amino acids. NCBI's taxonomy places the organism in Eukaryota, Metazoa, Chordata, Actinopteri, Mugiliformes, Mugilidae. The record is from RefSeq and is a predicted model, not a curated record. Gene Ontology annotation, molecular function: protein binding.
AGGUAAACAAAACUCGUUUCGCGCGGGGCGUGUGACAUUUGAAUUGUAUUAGGCCUAUGUCUCGAAUCGUUUUGUCUCGAAUCGGCACCGACAGUGAAAGAGCGGCCGGUCAGUGAACGGCUCGUCAUUAUGGCCGCUCGGACCCUUCAGGAUCUGGUCUCCACCGCUGCCUCCCUACACCCUGACAGAGUGGCCGUGACAUAUGACAGCGGCUCCUCGUCUGGAAGCCCGCUGACUCUGAAAUUCAGAGAUUUGGUUGAACUUGCCGCUGAACUCUCUCACGUUUUGCGGGAAAACUGUGACAACAACAACGGCGUCAUCGGGCUGUGUUGCGGCGAUGAUUUGCUCACACCUGUCUGGAUUCUGGGGAUCCUGCAGUCUGCUGCUGCUUAUGUCCCGCUGGACCCAGAAGCGCCAGGACUUCUGUCUGCCAGAGUCAUGACCCAGUGCGGCCUCAGAUACUGUGCUGUAAAGACUGACCUCCUCCAGCAAUUCCAGAUAGCUCUCAUCGAACACGUAACUGUGGAGGUGCGCGUGGAGUUGCCCAAGUUCAAACUGACCUUGCUCCAAAUCGAGCCGCCGCCAGCUACCGAUAACGAACGAGGAACCAAGCAGACCGGAGCUCAGAGAGGAGAGGAUGCUGAUGUCUGUGCUGACACAGCUGUGUUUGAAAAGUGCGCAGGGCGCAGAGACUUGGCGUAUGUGCUACACACAUCUGGGACCACAGGUCUUCCAAAGACUGUGAGGGUACCGCACAAGUGUAUUCUCCCCAACAUACUCCAUCUGAGGUCUUUGUUUCAGAUGAGAGAGGACGACGUGGUUUUCCUCGCUUCCCCUUUAACCUUCGACCCCUCUGUGGUGGAUAUUUUUCUAGCCUUGUCGUCCGGGGCUCGGCUCCUCAUUGCCCCCGCCGUCGUCAAGAAAAUGCCCAAUCGGCUGGCCCGGCUGUUGUUCAAGGAUCACCGGACAACCGUCCUGCAGGUCACACCCACUCUGCUGCUGCGCUUCGGCCAUCGCAUUCUACAGGAGGCCGUGCUGUCGUCCUCCUCCUCACUGCGUCUCCUGGCUCUGGGUGGAGAAGCCUGCCCGUCACCAGCUCUGCUGAGGAGCUGGAAGCACGAGGACAAUAAAACACACAUCUACAAUAUCUACGGCAUCACGGAGGUUUCCUGCUGGGCCUGCUGCUACAGGAUACCAGAGUCUCUGUUGCAGUCCACGAGCCCGCUUUGCAGCACGGUGUCCUCCGUGCCCCUCGGGACUCCUCUGAUGGACACCGUAGUGGAAGUCCGAGACGAACGUGGUUGCGCCAUUACGGAGGGUGAAGGACAGGUGUUCAUAGGGGGAGAGGACAGGGUGUGUCUCCUGGACGAUGAGGACGCUGUCACCCCCGGGACGAUGAGAGCGACUGGAGACUGGGUGAAUGUUGAAGACGAGCAGCUGUACUACCUGGGACGGAGAGACAGAGUGAUUAAACGUCACGGAAAGCGAGUGAACCUGGACGCCUUGCAGCAACUCGUGCUGAGUCUGCCUGAGGUGGAGGGCUGCGCUGUGGGUCUGCACGAAGGCCUCCGACUUCUCGCCUUCGUCGUGGCCUCCCCUCCUGGAGGCCACAUUGCGGAUUCUGCCUCCUCAUCAGCGCGGGUGCGAGAGGCCUUACCUUCUUCUGUUAAGCCGCGCCCGGAGGAGACGGCCGGAGCGGAGGGAGACCUGAAGGGGCUCAUUCUGAGGCGUCUGUCCGUGCUCCUGCCCUCUCACAGCGUUCCCGACACGCUGGUGCUCGUUCCGGCUUUAUGCCUGACUCCUCACGGCAAAGUAGACAUGGAGGCGCUCAUGAGAACGUAUGAAAGACAGAGGCGGUGUUUGAAGUCGUCACAGGCAGAUGAGAAGAAACUCAAGCAAACUCUUAAGGCUCUGUGGCAGGAAGCUUUAGGCAUCGCUGGAGAUGCGACCAUCGAUGAGGAAUCCAACUUCCUGUUCAGUGGAGGAGAUUCUCUGAAGGCGCUGACUCUCACUGAAGAUGUCCUCACCGCUGUGGGAGGGAGCUCAGCGGAGCUUUUGGAGAUCAUACUCGAUGGGACCUUCUCCGAUGUCCUGCGCCACAUCACCAGAGCAACGUCGAUGCUGCCGCCCGAAAACAGGCCCUCGUCGCCGCCCGAAGCAAAGAGACGACACCCCGGGUCUCCCUCUGAGGUUCCCCCGAAGAGAGAGCGAAAACGCUCCGGAUCAGCCGAAGGGCCGCAGGCGGAGAGGCGGCCUGUUAGGGUUAUAAGAAGAGCUGGUCACGUGUUAGAGAUGAACAUCAGGGAAACAGAGAAUAGCAAAAACUUGGAGGUUAGCCAACAGAACGACUGCAGCAGAGUCAACGUUAACGUGGGCCUCAGUCUGAGCUGGUCCUCAGAUACAGGCAGGUGCGUGGACGCGUCCCCGGUGCUUCUAGUCCAGGGCAGAACAGAUCAGAGGUCGGACGCGAGCAGAGCCACGGUGUUCAUCGGCUCCCACUCCCACAGGAUCCAGGCUUUAGACCUGCUCACCGGGAGCCUCCGGUGGGAGCGAGUCCUCGGGGACAGGCUCGAGGCCUCGGCUGCCGUGUCCCGCUGCGGUUCUCUCGUCGUCGUAGGUUGUUACGACGGCCGCGUGUAUUUCUUGUGCGCUGAAUCUGGUGAGACACGGUGGACGUUUGAGACCGGAGACGCCGUGAAGAGCUGUCCUGCUGUGGAUCCCCUCAGUGGACUGAUGGUGGUGGGCUCCCAUGAUGGACACGUUUACGCCCUGGACCCACAGAUUCAACAGUGUAUCUGGAAGCGUCACUGCGGCGGCGGAGCUGUGUUCUCCUCUCCACACCUUGACCCGUCCCUCAGACGGCUGUACGUGGCCACGCUGGGAGGACGCCUGCUCUGUCUCAACCUUGACAGCGGAGACGUGUUGUGGUCUUACCGCAGGGACGUGCCUUUCUUCUCGUCCCCAAACUGCUCGUCUGAUCGCGUCGUGAUCGGCUCAGUGGACGGAAACAUCUGCUGCUUCAGCGACACGGGGGAGCUGCUGUGGGAGUUUUUAACAAAGGGGCCCGUCUUCUCGUCUCCGUGCGUCGCACAGCAGAGGCUGCUGUGCGGCUCGCACGACGGCCACCUGUACUGCCUGAACUGUGCAGACGGGUCUGUAGUUUGGACUUUUCACACCACGGGGAAGGUGUACGCCGCCCCGUGCGUGUUCGACGGGUCCGCCGUGGGCUGGAGGGGGGCACUGGUGGCCCUGGCCUCCACGGACGGCGCAGUCUGGAUCCUGGACGGGCAAGACGGACGAAAGGUGGCCUCGCACUCCCUGCCCGGGGAGCUGUUCUCGUCCCCAGUGGUCUGGGAGCGGUCUCUGGUAGUCGGGUGUCGCAAUGACUAUGUGUACUGUUUACAGCUCACCGUCCAAGAGGAAACGUAGAAGGAUUUUUUAAUGCAUUUUAUAAUAAACACUGUUUCUGUGUCAGAGCAGGGAGUGUGCUUUGGGAAAUUGGGUUUUAAUUAAGGUUUAAGAAGUAGAACAGGGAAAUAAUGAGCUCACAGUCCCGUGGUUCAGACAUCAGUAUUUAAUUUACAUUAUUCAUAACAUUUUGUUUCUCUUUAAGAAUUUUCUCAUGAAUAUCUCUAAGUGGGACAAAAAAGUGCAAAUGAUACCAAACAUUUUUUUUUUUUGUUACAUAUAACACUGCGUACACUACACUAUUGUGCACGACCAAAGUUAGAAACAAAAUGACAAAGUGACUCAGCCUCUUUCUGACCGAAGCUCAGAAACGCCUUUGACUUACAUACAGUACAUACUUACAUACAUACAGGUCAUUACGUGAGUGGCAGGAAAUUAGAAUGUUUUUUUUUUUUGUUUUUUUCUUUUAGUUUUUUUUUCAUAGUGGAAAUGCUUACUGUAUGUAAGAUCAUAUCACAUUUAAGAGGAAGUGAUGUCCUACAAACACAAGUGGAGGACGAGAAUCGUAGGUAACAGCAAGCAAGUGUUGCAUCUGCCUCCAUAAGCAAAGCAAAGUAUUCAGGUCAUCACUCCGCUGUGAGGGUGAUGUGCAGCUCACCGUAAAUGCCCGGUAACACUUGUGGUCUUCAGUGCUGUGUUUAGGUGCACCCACCGUGUGUGACGAUGACAGAUUCUGUUAUUUUCUAAUGGCAAAAUUGUCCAAUAGCUUCUUGGGCAGCUAUCACAGUCAUCACGGACACAGUGAGUAUUGUUAUGUUAAGGUUUCCAGUAUGAGUUUAAAAAAAAAAAAAAAACAAA